Monoraphidium neglectum is the source of this 699-nucleotide messenger RNA. Its product is annotated as valyl-tRNA synthetase. Gene Ontology annotation, cellular component: cytosol. The record is from RefSeq and is a predicted model, not a curated record. The transcript is spliced from 7 exons. NCBI's taxonomy places the organism in Eukaryota, Viridiplantae, Chlorophyta, Chlorophyceae, Sphaeropleales, Selenastraceae. Gene Ontology annotation, molecular function: ATP binding; valine-tRNA ligase activity. Gene Ontology annotation, biological process: valyl-tRNA aminoacylation. The coding region runs from base 1 to 699 and encodes 232 amino acids.
AUGACGUUCUUGAGUACGGGUGCGCCGCUGGCCUGCCUCCAGGCCUGGGCAGGGAUUGUGCUGGACGACGCCGCCUGGCGGGACCUGGCUGCCGCUGACUACAGCAGCCCCGCGGCCCUGGCCGGACUGCCCCUGACGGAGCGCUGGGUGGUGUCGUCGCUGCACCAGCUGGUGGACAGGGUGACGGCCUGCCAGGAGGGGGAGGACUUUUCAGAGGCGGGGCAGGCCCUCUACUCGUUCAUCUGGGGGGAGUUUGCUGACUGGUAUGUCGAGGCGGCCAAGACCCGGAUGUACGGCGGCGACGAGGCGGCCGCGGCGGCCACGCGCGGCGUGCUGGUGUACGUCUUUGACCGCCUCCUGCGGCUGGCGCACCCCUUCAUGCCCUUCAUCACCGAGGAGCUCUGGCAGGCCCUGCCCCACCAGGGGGAUGCCCUCAUCGCAGCCCAGUGGCCGGCAGUGGGGGCGGCCGUCGACUCCCAGGCGGUGGCCCAGUUUGAGGCCCUCAAGGAGACGGUCCGCCUCAUCCGCAACGCGCGCGCCGAGUACGGCGUGGAGGCCGCCCGCAAGAUCGGCGCCGUGGCGGUGGCGGCCGACCCCGGGCUGCGGGACGCGCUGCAGCAGGAGGCGGCGGUGCUGGCGCUGCUGGCGCGGCUGGACCCCGCACAGGUGCGGCUGCGGUGCUGCGGCAUGUUUGAUUAG